Messenger RNA from Aspergillus versicolor CBS 583.65, 504 nucleotides. RefSeq lists its product as uncharacterized. The record is from RefSeq and is a predicted model, not a curated record. NCBI's taxonomy places the organism in Eukaryota, Fungi, Ascomycota, Eurotiomycetes, Eurotiales, Aspergillaceae. The coding region runs from base 1 to 504 and encodes 167 amino acids. The transcript has a single exon.
AUGCAGUUCGAUGAAUACGUCAACGUCUACGUCGCCUGGGGCCAGUCCCACGACUACCGGCACCAACCUCACUGGGCGCUCCUCAUCGCCCCCAUCGGCGGGAUAAAAUGCACAGUGUACCACAUAACCGGCGGCCCGGAAGAAUACACUUUCGACAUGGAAAUCGACAAGACACUAUACGACUCGUGCCUGACAUAUCUGCACAAGAUCGCAUGUAUCCCAGCCGAAAGCCAGAAGCUCGUAUACCGGGCCACGCAAGAUGUCGCCCCCCAGCGAUGCCAUACGUGGGUAGUUGAUGUCCUCGCGGAGCUCGAAUGCCAGGGACUCCUCUGGCCUGGACUGACGGAAUUCUAUAGCCGCUUUGUGUGUCCGUCUGUUUGGGAGAUGGCUACGUGGGACUUUGAGGCCCCGGAUUAUAUGUCUUCGGGGGAUCUGGUUGAACUUGCGGAGAGCGUCAAGGAGCAGGGCUUGAGUGACCUGGAAUUCUGCAGGUGUUUCUUUUAG